Molecule: messenger RNA, 561 nt
Organism: Nylanderia fulva
Lineage: Eukaryota; Metazoa; Arthropoda; Insecta; Hymenoptera; Formicidae
Source: RefSeq, a predicted model, not a curated record
AUGAAUAAUAAAUUUUAUGCGAUCGUCGAAUUCGAGGACGGUCUUCAAAUUGUACCAAAUAAUUGGUUAAGAAUUGACGAAAAAUCAACAUCAUUUUGGUCAAACUUCACCAGCAACAAGCGGUAUGAGAAGGCAGUUAAACAUAUGGAGGAUCCCGAUCAUGAAACUUGGAGGCAACAUCCUGUUAAAAAAAUAUAUGGAACAUUUAACGACUAUGCAGUGGCAAGAAUAAAAUUAAAAGAAGCCGAAGAGGUAUCUGAUAUUAAUAACUCUAGCGCUGAUAUAAAAGAAAAACUUAAAAAAUCGAGAAAACAUAGAGCUGCAAAAGUAUACUAUUCAACGAGUAACGACGAUUUAGAUGAAUCAGACGACACAAUGUCAGAUAUUCCUACGUUUUCACAAAAAACUUGUACAACACAAGAAAAACCUAUCAAAAGAAUAAAAGUGACAGAUGUACAAAAGGAUCCGCAUUGUGAUAAGUCUGAUGCUUCCAUUAAUAGUGAUGAUAUAAAUAAUGUGAUGGGAACUCAGAGUGAGUCGUUUAAUCAGCAAGGUGCAUAA